CAAGGACUCCGGGCUCACCAUCAGCGUCACCCUUCCAAAAGAACGGCGCUUACCUACGCAAUUACUUUUGCCAUCCACAGAGCGGUCCUUGGGCAUCCAUCUACUACCAAGUACAGUGCAUUCUCAGAUGCGGCCCAUGACCCCUCGCCGGCGCGGUCAUGGCCGCGGAGACGGUAGACGGCUACCACCUCGCUCCCCGGCUUGUCUCGAUGCAGCAUUCCGCGGCGGUCUCUCCCCCGUCGACUCCACAGUCUCCCGCGUCUGCCCACAUGUUCGGUCCCUGACGAUCGUGGCGCGGGGCCAGCACUUGACUCCUUGGGGCCGUGGUGGAAUUGGACGGAUCAGGACCAGACAAGCUCCGACACGUUGUUGCAGCGCCAGCCACGGCGUUCCAUCGCGUUUCCUCGGCACCUCUUCAUCCCAAUCUCACCCACACAAACGACGGCCGACCCAACCCGGCUUGCUGUCCCAACUAAGUAGGCAGUUCGUAAAGCCUGGGUUUGCACACAAUCGCGGGUGUGGCUCGUUGGGCUUACUUCUCGGGACCGCCGAUGUUCGCCGACGCCUCUCCUCUUCAGCCGCGAAAGCUCGCAGCGCGAACGCGAUGCUUCAUUUGCCGCCUCGCAAGGUUCUCGUUUACAUUUGUUUUGUCAAGCGGUCAUGCUUAUGCGGGCGCGACAAGCCUAACGAUGUUACCGCGACGGACCUAUCCUAGCUGUCGACCCAGCUGCCGACGUGGACAUCAUAACCCGCCCAUAACACCCGUUGCUCGAUGCUCUACUAAUACUAGCCUAUGCGCUUUGCCAGUGCCGGACGCCGGACGCCACAGGGGUAGACUAAGCUGUGGAGCCGUGUCGUCGAAUGAACCCGCCAGAGGAAGCUGGCCCUCCUGGUUUGCUUGUUCUUGCGUGCCCGUCACGAACUACCGCUGCAUGUUGCUGCGGUCGAUAUGGAGCCGGGAAGCAGGGCACAACCUACCUUACCCAUCGCAGCCCUGCUUGUGGUUGCCGACGCGCUCACCAUUGGACGACUUGCUUCGGGCUAUGCGAAAGUGGCCCGCGAAGAGCCCGCCGGGCUGAUGCAACUCUAUAUAUAUGGUGUCAUAGUCUUCUCCCAAGCCGCAUACCCCUGUGAAUCUGGGCCGGACAAGGCGGAGGACGGGCCGAUCGAGCUGUGCCUAUGCGGCACGAUGCCCCGAAUAGGAAGUUAGCUGCGUAGUAACUUCUUUCGCAGGUCGACCGCGAGAGGGACCCGGGACAGAAAUGAGAUGUGUAGCUCCCGCUAUAUAAGAGGGAAAGUCGCGUCGUCGGCUGCUCGCUCAUCAUCCCUUCAUCGCCACUUUCUGUGAGCUCGAGGUCGCGUCUCAUCGACAGUCGGCAUCAUGUUCAAUAUCGCCGCGGCGGCCGUCUUCGUUCUGGGCGUCGCUUCUGCGAGCCCAACCCCUGGCCAUACCAAUGUCGCCGAGGAGCGUGUUUCGAAGCGGGCAACCGACUUCUGGUACCCCAACAUGGACCACACCGGCCAGUACCGUGGCUAUGCCCCGGACCUGGACGGAGACUACACCUACCAGGUGUACAAAUCUGUCAACUCUGGUGACGGCGACGCCAUCCAGGCCGCCAUCAACGACGACAAUGGUGGGAAGCGCCACGGCCAGUGGCUCGCGUCUCAGCCUCGAGUCGUGUUCAUCCCUGGUGGCACGUAUGAGAUCAAAAAGACCAUCUACAUGAACACUGACACCAUCCUGAUGGGUGACCCAACCAACCCGCCAGUCCUCAAGGCUGCUGCUGGCUUCUCCGGCGACCAGACUCUCAUCUCUGGCCAGGAUCCUGCCACGCACGAUGCGGGCGAGCUCUCGUUUGCCGUGGGUCUCAAGAACCUGGUCUUGGACACGACCAACAUUCCUGGUGGAAAUGCCUUCACCGCGCUCUGGUGGGGCGUCGCCCAGGCUGCGCAGCUGCAAAACAUCAAGAUCACCAUGGCGUCCUCUCAGAAUGGCCAGGGUCACAGCGGCAUUCGGCUGGGCCGCGGCUCGACGCUCGGUCUUUCUGAUGUGCGCGUCGAACGCGGCCAGAACGGCAUCUGGCACGACGGCCACCAGCAGGCGGCGUACAAGAACAUCUACUUCUACCAGAACACCAUUGGCAUGCUCAUCAGCGGCGGAAAUACAAUCACCAUCACCGCUUCCACCUUUGACACGUGCGGUACCGGCAUUCGCAACACCGGAGGCGCCCCUUGGAUUGCUCUGAUCGACUCCAAGUCGGUCAACUCGGGCGUCACGUUUGUCACGACGGGCUACCCGUCCUUCUUGAUCGAGAACUUGGACAAGGACACCAACUCGGACAUUGCCCAGGUGCCCAACCAGACGGUGCUCGGAGCCAAGAGCCACGUCGACACGUUCACGUACGCCAACACGGUCGGCCGCAACCCCAUUUAUGGCGCGACCAGCUCCAGCAACCAGCGCCCGGGCGCUCUGGCUCCCGGUGGCAGGUUCCCCGCGAUCCCGGCGCCCAACUACAGCGAUAAGAAGGCGUCGGACUUUAUCAACGUCAAGGACCCGUCUCAGAACGGUGGGCAGACGAUCCUCGGCGACCACACCAAGGACGAGUCGGCCGCGCUCAACAAGGUGCUGCAGUAUGCCGCGCAGCAGAACAAGAUUGCCUACUUUCCCUUUGGCAAGUACCGGGUCGACUCGACCUUGUUCGUCCCUCCUGGCUCCCGCAUCGUCGGUGAGGGCUGGGCCACCAUUACCGGCAGCGGUGACUUCUUCGAGGAUGAGUCCAGCCCCAAGCCGGUCGUGUCCAUCGGCCGUGACGGCGACGUUGGCGUGGCGCAGAUCCAAGACAUGCGGUUCACCGUCUCCGACGUGCUGCCCGGCGCCAUCAUCGUGCAAUUCAACAUGGCGGGCAACACUCCCGGAGACGUGGCGCUGUGGAACUCGCUCGUCACGGUGGGAGGCACGCGCGGCGCGUCUGGCCUGACGGACAACUGCGGAGACGCCAGCAACGAGUGCAAGGGCGCCUUCAUCGGCAUGCACUUCAGCAAGUCGUCGUCGGCGUACGUGGAGAACGUGUGGAACUGGGUGGCGGACCACAUCACCGAGGCCUUCGGCGGCGGCUCCAGCAUCGCGGCCAAGGGCGGCGCCCUCGUCGAGUCGACCAAGGCGACGUGGCUGCACGCGCUGGGCAGCGAGCACUGGUGGCUGUACCAGCUCAACCUGCACAACGCCGACAACGUCUUCGUGUCGAUGCUGCAGGCCGAGACCAACUACGAGCAGGGAGACAACACGCAACAGAUCCCGCCGGCGCCGUGGAAGGCCGACAAGGACGGCUGGGGCGACCCGGACUUUUCGUGGUGCGGCGGCGGCGACAAGCGGUGCCGCAUGGGCCCUGCCAACUACAUCAACGGCGGCUCUAAUGUCUACACGUACGGGUCGGCGUCUUGGGCCUUUUUCAGCGGCCCGGGCUACCAGGGCUGCGGCCAGUUUCAGUGCCAGCAGACGAUGCACUGGAUCGCACAGACACCCAGCAACCUGCAGGCGUUUGGGCUGUGCUCCAAGGACGCCGAGACUGUCCUUAGGUUGGCGGACGGCACGAGGAUCAAGGCUCAGCAAGGCUUCGGGGGAUCGUGGCCCGGCGGCGGCGGUGACGUGGGCCGCUACACUCCAUAGAGAGGUCUCAAUCUGUAGGAUUUGCGUCCAACGUUUAUGAUGUAUAUACAUGAUCUCUGCUGUGCUUCCCAUAUGGUGACGAGAACGUCUUAUCAUGACCCUGUAGCGACAGAGAGAGAAACGUAUGGCGCUGGCACGGCACAUCACGCGCCGUCUGUCUCGUCAGUUAGCAC
Messenger RNA from Purpureocillium takamizusanense, 3840 nucleotides. RefSeq lists its product as uncharacterized. The coding region runs from base 1382 to 3667 and encodes 761 amino acids. The record is from RefSeq and is a predicted model, not a curated record. The transcript has 5 exons. Lineage: Eukaryota; Fungi; Ascomycota; Sordariomycetes; Hypocreales; Ophiocordycipitaceae. Gene Ontology annotation, molecular function: polygalacturonase activity.